AUGGACUCUUCUCCCGAGGAAGCCGUGACCGGAAGUGGUCCCCUGAGACCAUCGUUGAGAGAGCGCAGGAAUCUGAAUUUAGCGGGGCUAGACGUUGGUGACGAGUUUCACGAAGACGAUCCGCCACGCACCCUAAAAGGCCAUGAGAGUUCCUUGUCAGACACUGAAUUCAAAUCUCAGGAGGACGAAGUCGACAUGAAUCCAGCGAAAAAAAAUUCCUUCGACGAGAUAUCUGAGGUAUUGAGUGCGAAUAGGGGAGGAAAGCGAAAAGGACCAGAGAUAGACUCAGACGCAGACGAGAGUGAACGGUCAAAGCGAUCUAAAGUUGAUAAGCUGCCUACUGAGACGAACGAAUCAAAUGAUAACAUCAGUGAAGUCGACAAGCCAGACGACAACCUCUCGAAGAAAGGGAAAGGAAAGGACAACGGAGACCAAGAACAGAAAUCCGACGAACCAAUCACUCAGCAGCCGUUACUCGACAAAGCUAUUUCCGAUGUCCUCAAUAAGCGAGAGCGGUGGAUCCUUCUGACCAAUCGCCCCAAGAAAGGCCAGGAUAUCGAUGCAGCUAGUCCUCUCGAAAACAUCAUGAUUAAUAGGGGAAUCUUCACCUCUCUAUCUAUGGCCAAGAAAGAAGGCAAACGUCUAGCCACAGAAGAUCUGACAUGGCGAGAGGUCGGUCAAAGCAAAAUAAUUCAGCAUCAAGACGGAGCCGACGGGAAGAAGUUGUGGGUUAAAAUCGAACCAAUUGCUAAACAUAACGACCCAGAAGCAGGAGAGGCUACAACAGAGGGUGAAGGUGGUAGCGAACACAAGCCUUUCGAAGUCCCUGAUACUCAAGGGGGAGGAAAUAAUGACAGUGCUGGCGAAGGCCCGUCGAAGAAGGCUGCGAAUCCACGUAAGAAGAGAACUACACCAGCGGCUGCAGGUCCGAGCAAAACUAGGAAGAUGGUUGCUACUGAGGCGGCGGGAGGUGAAGAGAAAGUUACCCAUAGCUAUGGCCUCCGGAAUCGGUCUGCGCGGCAGGAUCAAGACGCAGGCGAUGGAGGUGAAGGGAAGGUGGAGGCGAAGGUGGAGAAGGGGAUAAAAGGCGCUGGGCAGGCUGAGCUUCUGAGUAGCACAAAGGCGAAAGGCAACAGUAGGAAGGGUGGCAAGGGUGGGAAGACAGGCUAG
Messenger RNA from Bacidia gigantensis, 1170 nucleotides. RefSeq lists its product as uncharacterized. The transcript has 3 exons. The coding region runs from base 1 to 1170 and encodes 389 amino acids. Lineage: Eukaryota; Fungi; Ascomycota; Lecanoromycetes; Lecanorales; Ramalinaceae. The record is from RefSeq and is a predicted model, not a curated record.